Daldinia childiae is the source of this 1146-nucleotide messenger RNA. Its product is annotated as PHO85 cyclin-1. The transcript has a single exon. Gene Ontology annotation, cellular component: cyclin-dependent protein kinase holoenzyme complex; nucleus. The coding region runs from base 1 to 1146 and encodes 381 amino acids. The record is from RefSeq and is a predicted model, not a curated record. Gene Ontology annotation, biological process: regulation of cyclin-dependent protein serine/threonine kinase activity. Gene Ontology annotation, molecular function: protein kinase binding; cyclin-dependent protein serine/threonine kinase regulator activity. Lineage: Eukaryota; Fungi; Ascomycota; Sordariomycetes; Xylariales; Hypoxylaceae.
AUGUCUUCGACAUCCAGGAUACCUAUGAGCGAGCUCAACGCCGCCGCUCUUGAGCACUUUGUAUAUAAGCCAGUCAGCCCGGCAAUGAUCGCAUAUCUGGCCCGUGCAGCGCGCGAUGUCAUCCAGUGCGAUCCCACUAUGAUGCCCCCACCCGUUCAGAACAAGUCGCAAUCUCUUACACCACCGCGAACGCCAUCACCGAAAGCUGUUCGCUGCGACGACAGUAGCUUACCGACGUUAGAAGAGUUUAUCACACAACUAGUUCGCUCUUCCAACGUGCAGGUGCCGACUCUGAUGUCUACGCUGGUCUACUUAACACGAUUAAAGUCUCGACUGCAGCCCAUGGCCAAGGGUCUACGAUGCACGACCCACCGGAUUUUCUUAGCUGCGCUCAUUCUCUCAGCGAAGUACCUUAACGACAGCUCACCCAAGAACAAGCACUGGGCUGGCUACAGCCACAUUAACACUGAUAGCUACAGCUUCGGUUUCAGCCGGACGGAAGUUAAUUUGAUGGAGAAGCAGUUACUAUUCUUACUAGAAUGGGAGCUGCGCAUUACCGAAGAGGACCUCUAUCGCGAGCUAGAUCUCUUCUUGGCGCCCAUCCGCGACAACAUCGAGGCCUCGCACGCCCGUCGCAUGCAGCGCAAGGAAAAGCUACGGAAGCAACAAGAGGCCGAAGAAUGGGCAGCUACUCAGCUCCCGUCACCGCCGAGCUCGCGCGACAGCUCACGAUCAAGGCAAGCUGCGCUACCUUACGAGACUGCCCGUACGAUGCAGGAUGUGUCUACGCCACCAGGAUUGGUUUACAGCUCGUCAGCUAGCAGCAGUGGCAGCUCUUACGCUUCUUCUGUCUCUUCCUUGCAUCAAUCGCGGUCCUCAACACCUCUCUCGGAGCCGGGAGAGGGUUAUGUCUCCUACGUUGACGGCUCGCUCUACGAUUCUCCCGUCGAAGUGGUCCUCGACAUGCCGCAGCCAGCUGCUCGCCUUAGGGGAUACCGCAGCAAGGAUGCCAAGCAACUACUUCCAUACGAGAUUAGCGCGGAUGAUUUACGAACUCUUCAGGACGGCAGUGCUAAGACGAAGCGCGCGAGAACCGGAAGGGGCAUGUGGGGCCGCAUGUUCGGAGGUGCCAACACUUCACGAUAA